Pelobates cultripes (western spadefoot toad) is the source of this 435-nucleotide messenger RNA. The record is from the annotation of a GenBank genome assembly. NCBI's taxonomy places the organism in Eukaryota, Metazoa, Chordata, Amphibia, Anura, Pelobatidae.
AUGUCUGGAUCAGUUUUAAAAUAUGUUGCACCUUCAACAUCUACCGCAGUAGGAGAAAGCGCUGAAGACAUUCAGUCUGUUGAAUCCAGAGGUGAAAUGCCUGAAGUAUCUUCUCAAGAAGCUUCAUAUGGGAAAGCGCAAGAAUUGGAGAAGAUCAUUUUAUCUUCAAGCGGUGAAAGUGAUGUAGAUGAAGGCGAUGCCAGCAGAAGCCUGCAUCAGCAAGACUCUGAUGAUGAUGAAGAAGAAGAGGAGACUGUUCGACUGUCAGUUUAUUCUGAUGUUGCUGCUUGGCCAGUUCCAGUUCCAGAUGUUUUAAGAGUGGACCUUAUUAAGAGGGGAAGUGAACCUUUCCAAAAUAGAGAUGGGCCAUUCAGUCCUGUUGAAAGGCAAGGAGAGAAAUCAAAAGGGAAGAGUCGACAGUUGACCACUGCAUAA